Tupaia belangeri chinensis (Chinese tree shrew) is the source of this 1005-nucleotide messenger RNA. RefSeq names its product proteasome 20S subunit beta 5 (gene PSMB5). Gene Ontology annotation, cellular component: cytoplasm; proteasome core complex. The record is from RefSeq and is a predicted model, not a curated record. The transcript is spliced from 3 exons. Bases 28 to 819 code for a protein of 263 amino acids. NCBI's taxonomy places the organism in Eukaryota, Metazoa, Chordata, Mammalia, Scandentia, Tupaiidae. Gene Ontology annotation, molecular function: threonine-type endopeptidase activity.
AGUUAGUUCUUUUUGCCCUCACUAGACAUGGCGCUGGCCAGCGUGUUGGAGAGGCCGCUACCGGUGAACCGGCAAGGGUUUUUCGGAUUCGGGGGUCGUGCAGAUCUGCUGGACCUGGGUCCAGGGAAUCCCAGUGAUGGGCUGAGCCUGGCCGCGCCCAGCUGGGAUGUCCCAGAGGAGCCAAGAAUCGAAAUGCUUCAUGGAACCACCACUCUGGCCUUCAAGUUCCGUCAUGGAGUCAUUGUUGCAGCUGACUCCCGGGCCACAGCGGGUGCUUACAUUGCCUCCCAGACGGUGAAGAAGGUGAUAGAGAUCAACCCCUACCUGCUGGGCACUAUGGCCGGGGGUGCAGCAGAUUGCAGCUUCUGGGAGCGUCUGUUGGCUCGCCAGUGUCGAAUCUAUGAGCUUCGAAAUAAAGAACGCAUCUCAGUGGCAGCUGCCUCCAAGCUGCUGGCCAACAUGGUGUAUCAGUACAAAGGCAUGGGUCUAUCCAUGGGUACCAUGAUCUGCGGCUGGGAUAAGAGAGGUCCUGGCCUCUACUAUGUGGAUAGUGAAGGGAACCGUAUCUCGGGGGCCACCUUCUCUGUGGGUUCGGGUUCUGUGUAUGCUUAUGGAGUCAUGGAUCGGGGCUAUUCCUAUGACCUGGAAGUGGAGCAGGCCUAUGAUCUGGCACGUCGAGCCAUCUACCAAGCCACCUACAGAGAUGCUUACUCGGGAGGUGCUGUCAACCUCUACCAUGUGCGGGAAGACGGCUGGAUCCGAGUCUCCAGCGACAAUGUCGCUGACCUACAUGACAAGUAUAGCAGAUAUACCCCCUGAAGGAGGGUGGAUGUCACUGUAAUGUGGAUAUAGCACCCCAUCCUGUGUUGGUGGGGUCACCUAUCGUAUUGGUACUUUUUGUAAGAUCUGGAACAUGGCCUCUGUGUUCCCAGUUGUUACUGAGCUGCAGCGGUGACUAUUCGCUUUACUUUCUUGGACGUUAACAUUACACUACUCACUGUUCGA